GUUCCUUUAUAAAUAUACACUCUCCCUCAUUUUUCUUCCAUUUUAUACCCAAAAAAAAAAAAAAAAAACUAGAAAUCAAUCAGCACAAAAUUUGAACCAAAAUCUGCAAGAAGCUGAAGUGUAAUGGCUGAACAUUUAGCAUCAAUUUUUGGUACAGAGAAAGACAGAGUGAAUUGUCCAUUUUAUUUCAAAAUUGGUGCAUGUAGACAUGGUGAUCGUUGUUCUAGACUUCAUACGAAACCUAGUAUUAGCCCAACACUUUUACUUUCUAAUAUGUAUCAAAGGCCUGAUAUGAUUACACCUGGUAUUGAUGUACAUGGUCAGCCCAUUGAUCCUCGCAAAAUGCAGCAACAUUUUGAGGUACAAACAAUUUUUUCUUUUUGGAUUUUGAGUUAUUUUGUGGUUUAGUGAAAUGGAUGCCCAGUUAAUCAGUUGUUAUUUAGGGGUUGUUGGUUUGAAGAUAAGUUAUGUUGGCAUUAGUUAUGCAGAUUGGUAUUACAGUCACAACUCUCUAUAUCGGCACCAGCUUAUAAUAACAACUCUCUAUAACUGUCAAGCUUUUUUGGAA
Lycium barbarum (goji berry) is the source of this 568-nucleotide messenger RNA. RefSeq names its product splicing factor U2af small subunit A. NCBI's taxonomy places the organism in Eukaryota, Viridiplantae, Streptophyta, Magnoliopsida, Solanales, Solanaceae. The record is from RefSeq and is a predicted model, not a curated record. The coding region runs from base 124 to 408 and encodes 94 amino acids. Gene Ontology annotation, cellular component: spliceosomal complex; U2AF complex. Gene Ontology annotation, biological process: mRNA splicing, via spliceosome. Gene Ontology annotation, molecular function: metal ion binding; pre-mRNA 3'-splice site binding. The transcript has a single exon.